AAAGGGGAAGUGGCCUGCUAGAUCUAACCUGAUAGAAAUUAAUAGAGAUGACGAAAUCCAAAAGUAAAAAGAAGCUAUUUACCCAACCCGGGAUGAAUCUUCAGAUUCUAAAAUAGUGGAGUCCGUCACGACUGAGACAUAUGCAAAACAUAAUGUGGCUCUAUCUUUGAAACCCUAGAGUGCAGAUUGAUGGUUGGUUUGGAGGAUGACAUAACACAAACUGCGGAACACAGUAGUGCAGAAUCAAGGGAAGAAGAAGAUAUGAAGUUUGUUGAUGUUUUGCCUCAUGUUAUAGAGUCUGAAAAUGAGGAAGAGACUGAAGAUCAAUGGUCUCCCGACAUGGUGUUCGCAAUGGAUUUCUCAUAAUAUUCAGAAGUUCAGCAAAUCAAUGGGGAUUUCUAUGAAAACACUUUUUAACAGCUGCAAGCCUGCAAUGGCUAAUUCAAUCACAAGCAGUACUACCCUCACCAUUCCAAAACCUCCGCUUUACCUCCCUCCUCUAACCUCAUUAUUCCACGUUUCUCCUUCAUCCACCAGGCGAUUCCAUCUUAACACUGUCGCGCCUGUUGCCUCCUCCUCCAUUCCACCCCUACAUGAAAUCAAUAAUCAACCCUGCCACUGGGCCUUGGAUUCCUGGAAGUCCAAGCGCGCUCAACAGCUCCCGGAUUACCCAGACUUGGUUGGGCUGGAGUCGGUUCUCAGCACAAUCGCUUCGUUCCCGCCGAUUGUUUUCGCCGGAGAGGCGCGAAAGCUGGAGGAGAGGCUCGCGGAGGCUGCUGUCGGGAAGGCGUUUCUACUUCAAGGCGGGGAUUGCGCGGAGAGCUUCAAGGAAUUCAAUGGGACUAAUAUUAGAGAUACUUUCCGAGUUUUGCUCCAGAUGGGGGUUGUUCUCACUUUUGGUGCCCAAAUGCCAAUUAUCAAGACAAUUUAACAACCUAUUCUUUUGGAGGUCUUUUUGGAGAAAACUUGCGGUGAAAUUUCAAUUUCAACCAUUCACAAUUGAUGGGCAAAAGAGGUGAUAAAGAGGAGCCUUGGUAGCUUGUUAAGUUGUACUGUGUUUCUUUCUCAUGCUGAAUUUGCCUACAAUAAUUCUGUUAAUUGCACCACUGGAAGGACUCCAUUUGAGGCUGUACAAAGCUCAGCAUGUAUUUGACCUUGUUCUAUUUCCAUCUGGAGCUCCAGUUAGUGAAGAUGCAAUACAUGAUGAGGUACAUACAGCAUUUGAAGCUUACUAUACUUUACAAUGAUAAUGUAGAUGAUUCGAAAAAGGUUCAAGGAGUUUGCUAAUGGUGAUCAAGUUAUGGUGUAUCUAAGGAAAAAAUGGUUUCCAAGAGGGACUUAUCAUAAAUCUAAAUCCAGGAAUGUGUUCAUUGCAAGGUUGUGAAGAAGAUUAGUUUUAAUUCCUAUUUAGUGGAUUUACUGGACGAUCUUCAAACCAGCCCUAUAUUUAAUGUUGCUGAUUUUUAAUUUUGGUAGUUUUGACAACAAUGGGGAACGAUUUAUGGUUAACUGGGCUGAGAAGGUACCUAAGAGCCAAAGUGGUAAAAGAGAUGCUUGAUAUGGACGAAGUGGAGUCUUGAGGAGAGAUUUCCUAUUGAAGGUUUCUUUUCAAAUCGUUGGGAAACCAUAUACUAAAAGUACUUUGAUAACUAAGAGAAACUGAAGAAGAUUGAUCCAGUCAUCUAAGAUGAAUACAUCCAAAAUUUCACUGUAGUUGAGUCCACCUUGGAGGAAUUGAUUUAGGAGCAUAAAGAAGGUGUUUCACAUUAAUUAGGGGUUACGAUUUUUUGGUAGUUUUUGUUAAAGUUGUAGAUUUGCAGAAUUGAUGUUUAGGUGUAUUAAUGUUAUCUGAGCGCCAUAUAUUGUUUUGGUUACGAGUUGCGUCACAUUUAUGUUACAUUUGGGUAAUUUCCUAUUAAAUUUCUGGACUUAUUCGUGUUAACAUGUAUAAUUAGAAGACAGUUUGUUCUUUUUGAGUUACCUCCACUCCAGUCUUGUAGUCCUUUGUUGUGGAAAACUCAAUUUGCAACUUGAAAGGUUUUGAAUUCUCACAAUCAAGAAAUUUAAGGCAAGGAUGGUAGUCACUCAAACGCAACAAAAUGUGGUCUAGUUUUGCAUCUUACCACUAAUACGAGAAUAAGAUGUAGGAAUUGACAAGGAACAGAAUAGGAAAUGCUCCAGAAGAAACAUAGUAGUUAGGAAUGCUUUUAGUUAUCUAUUUUACUUCUUAUUUUUAAUCGGAGAAAUCUAAUAGGUCUUACGAGUAUCAAUAAUCUAUUGAAAUUUCAGAUUAUUAAUACAGAUUAUAGCAAUUAAAUAGAAAAUAUCUAGGGAAGAUUGUUCCUUAUACUAUUUAGACAAAGCAGACUUUACUUGAA
Messenger RNA from Carica papaya (papaya), 2378 nucleotides. Lineage: Eukaryota; Viridiplantae; Streptophyta; Magnoliopsida; Brassicales; Caricaceae. The record is from RefSeq and is a predicted model, not a curated record.